Neoarius graeffei (lesser salmon catfish) is the source of this 1575-nucleotide messenger RNA. RefSeq names its product cornichon family AMPA receptor auxiliary protein 4 (gene cnih4). The transcript has 5 exons. Gene Ontology annotation, biological process: endoplasmic reticulum to Golgi vesicle-mediated transport. The coding region runs from base 39 to 458 and encodes 139 amino acids. Lineage: Eukaryota; Metazoa; Chordata; Actinopteri; Siluriformes; Ariidae. Gene Ontology annotation, cellular component: COPII-coated ER to Golgi transport vesicle; endoplasmic reticulum membrane. The record is from RefSeq and is a predicted model, not a curated record.
GAAGUAGCCGGAAGUAGGCGUAGGUUGGGAAGUUGAAAAUGGAAGCUGCUGUGUUUAUCCUGUCGCUUGUCGACUGCUGCGCUUUGAUUUUCUUGUCUGUGUAUUUUAUAAUCACUCUAUCUGAUCUUGAAUGUGACUACAUUAAUGCCCGAGCUUGCUGUUCAAAGCUAAACAAAUGGAUUGUACCUGAACUAGUUGGUCAGGCUCUGGCCACACUGCUAAUGCUAGUCUCCAUGCACUGGUUUAUUUUCCUCCUCAAUGUACCUGUGGCAUCGUGGAAUGUUUACAGAUAUCUGAAGGUCCCUAUGGGUAACAUGGGAGUGUUCGACCCAACAGAGAUCCACAACAGAGGACAGUUAAAGUCCCAUAUGAAGGAGAGCAUGAUUAAAUUAGGUUUCCACCUACUCUGCUUUUUCAUCUACUUGUACAGCAUGAUCCUGGCGCUGAUCAAUGAUUGAUGCAGCAGAGACGCAAGAACCUCAACUGCCAAACCAUAAACUGUCCACUUUGUGCUGUGAAUAAAUGGUCAUCGCUCACAGCUAAAGCCAAUCCAACAAAAAAAAAAAAAAAAACACUCCAUCAGACAUGUCAUCCUGACUAUAAUCUUCCCCUUACAGAAAUAAUCAACUUGAGAGACUGGCGUUCCUAUGUGUUCCUCGCUUGUGUAUUUGCAUUGAAGUAAAGCUUUGUGUAGUUACUUGAUUUAGCUGUUUGUAUUAAAGCCGUAGCGCUGCUCACAUCGUGCGCUGCUUCUCAGGGCUGAAUCAACAUGACAAUCUUGCUGACUCAUCAGAGCAACUGAUAAGCUUACAGCUCGUGAGCACGUCACGUCUCCACAUGCUUGUCUUAAAUGUGCCGUCAUUGUAAAUUUUUGUCCAUCUCUCUCACAGAUGGACAUUGUCAUUUGCUGGAAUGUGCUCGCUGUAUAAUGUUUGUUUGUUAUUAAGAAUGAUUGAUUCCAAAUUAUAACAAGCACAUUUUAAAUUACUGACUUGGCAUGUGUUAAGGUUAAGUCAGGAUGUUUUUUUUUUUUUUUUAUACUUAUGAUUUAUGUAAAGGUUGUGUUCCUCUUUUCUGCAAUAUUAUUCCUUUGUCUUGAGGGUACUAUGGUUACCUCUGUGCCUUCUGGUUUUCAUUUUAACAAAUGUAUCAUUUUCUGUAUCGAGCUGCAAUUUGUUGGUUUUGAGCCAUUCUCAUAUAUCAAGAUGAGUCCAGUUAGAAUAAAAAACACUGCGCUCAGGGGUAAUAAGCUGGGAAUGGUCACUGGGCUAUGUUUAUGGGCGUUUAGUUGCAGUAUAUAUUUUUUUUUUUAUGGUAAUUUUAGCAUUUCUAGUCUCAUCCAUUUCAUGUUGAUUUAACUUUUUGACUAGCCCGAAAGCAGAAAAGCCCGGGGAUUUUUUUUUUCUUUGUUUGGUUUUUGUGUGUGAUUGUAUAAUAUUGCAAAACAGUUAAGUUUCUCCUUGUCAACGCUAUCUCCUGGACAUUGCCCUGAUCUGAUUUUGAAAAAAGGCACAGUACCGGAGUGUUAAGUCAAAGUAACUGCCACAUAAAUCAGGAAACGGUCACUAACAUUUA